GCUAUCACAUCUUAAUUCUAAGUUUAAAUUCGGGAAACUUUCUCGUUUUGCAUAAACUAAACUAUAAAAUCCCAUUUUAUCGCUGAUCACACCUAUCAGUCACCUUCCAAGUGUAGCGAUUUGCGCAUUUCAAGAUCAUGAAAUUCGCAGCACUUUUUGUCACGUUAGUAAGUCUCGUCGUGCCCGCAAUCUCCCAGCAGCACAACUUCAGCUGGGGUGUCCGCGGGCCGUACGACGUCCUUCUGAGUAGAACUACGAUUCUGGAACCAGCCAGGUCACCGUACCGAACUCGAAGUGCAAAUCUAUUCUAUCCGGAGAAGGGUCAACCGGGUCGCACCAUAGCUGCGAUCAACGUUAUUGACGGAUUCGGCGAUGGAACGGGUGGAACCGCCCGGCUGUGGUCCGGUGGCCUGGGCCAAAACAGCACCACGGUACGGCUGCGGUCCCAGCGUGGUCGAGGGAUGAACUAUACGGUGGAAAUUUAUGGACAUUAGGCUCCAAUCUACAAUUUUAAUUCUAGUUGGUAUCAAGAUUUAAC
This is a messenger RNA of Culex pipiens pallens (northern house mosquito), 538 nucleotides long. Its product is annotated as probable salivary secreted peptide. Bases 138 to 494 code for a protein of 118 amino acids. The transcript is spliced from 2 exons. The record is from RefSeq and is a predicted model, not a curated record. Lineage: Eukaryota; Metazoa; Arthropoda; Insecta; Diptera; Culicidae.